UACGAGCUGUUCGAAGAGAGAAUUGGAUGCCAACUUCCUAUUCACGACUUUGUUCGGAUCAUUUUUCUGAGGAUCAGAUUGACAGAACUUCAUUAUGCUGUGUAAGACUGAGAGAAAAUGCUGUGCCUAAUAUCUUCAAAGCAUUUCCACUUCACCUGCAGAAGACCAAAAAAACACGAAAAGUUCCUGCAGAACGUCUUCUUGAGGAUAAAAAGAAAGAGGAGCCUGUAUUAUGUGAACCACAAACUAGGGCAACGUCUGUUGAAUAUUCUCCAUGCAAGCAACAGCUGAAGCGAAAGCUGCAUAAAGCUGAAGAAUUAAAUAGUGUCUACAGAAAGAAAAUUAAGCUGUUGGAACAAACUGCACGUAGACAGAAAAGGACUAUCUGCAAUUUGAAAACUGUAUUAAAAGAUUUAAAAAAGAGCAGGAUAAUAAAUGAUGAUUAUCUGGACAUUUUAAGAAAAUCAAUUCCUGUUAAUGAAGAACUUCUUUUACGGGAAUUAGCAACGUGUGGGAAAGGCCAGUAAACCAAAACAUUACAGUAAAGAAUUAAAGGCUUUUGCUUUAACUCUUCAUUUUUAUUCACCUAAAGCAUACAAAUAUGUUAGAAAAACAUUCAUGUUUGCCACAUACCAAGACUCUAGCAAACUGGUACAAAUCUAUAAAUGCAGCACCUGGUUUUACAACUGAAUCUUUGAAUGCAUUAGAUAAUAAACUUAAGAGUACUUCAUACCAAUUGCUUUUUUUCAUUGACCAUUGAUGAAAUGGCCAUACGUAAACAUGUUGAAUUUGAUGGCCAAAUUUAUCAUGGAUACGUUAAUACAGGUAUACAGAAUGAUGAUGAUUCCCUUCCACUAGCUAGAGAGGCAUUAGUGUUUAUGCUAGUGUGUAUCAAUGGUAACUUUAAAAUCCCAGUUGGAUAUUUUUUAAUUGAUGGCAUUAGUAGUGAAACUAAAGCAAACCUUGUGCUUCAGUGUUUAACUGUAUUACACAAUGUUAACAUAAAAGUUGUAUCAUUAACAUGUGAUGGUUUAUCUUCGAAUUUGAAUAUGCUAAAACAUUUAGGUUGCAGAUUUGACAGUUCAGAUUUCAAUACUAUAUUUAA
Stegodyphus dumicola is the source of this 1105-nucleotide messenger RNA. Its product is annotated as THAP domain-containing protein 1 A-like. The record is from RefSeq and is a predicted model, not a curated record. NCBI's taxonomy places the organism in Eukaryota, Metazoa, Arthropoda, Arachnida, Araneae, Eresidae.